Molecule: messenger RNA, 1920 nt
Organism: Ostrinia furnacalis (Asian corn borer)
Lineage: Eukaryota; Metazoa; Arthropoda; Insecta; Lepidoptera; Crambidae
Gene: bsk
Product: mitogen-activated protein kinase dJNK
Exons: 7
Coding region: 1-615 (204 amino acids)
Biological process (GO): protein phosphorylation
Molecular function (GO): ATP binding; MAP kinase activity
Source: RefSeq, a predicted model, not a curated record
AUGACUGGAUUACUGAAGAUCCCCAAAAUAUACAGUGUGAUCCUGGGCAUGGGCUACACGGAGAACGUGGACAUCUGGUCGGUGGGCUGCAUCAUGGGCGAGAUGAUCCGCGGCGGCGUGCUGUUCCCCGGCACCGACCACAUCGAUCAGUGGAACAAAAUCAUCGAACAACUGGGCACGCCAUCGGCCGCGUUCAUGGCGCGCCUGCAGCCUACAGUCCGCAACUACGUGGAGAACCGGCCGCGCUACGCCGGCUACAGCUUCGAGCGGCUCUUCCCGGACAUACUGUUCCCUAGCGACAGCAGCGAGCACAACCGCCUCAAGGCGUCGCAGGCGCGUGAUCUUCUGUCCCGCAUGUUGGUGAUCGACCCCGAGCGCCGCAUCAGCGUGGACGAGGCGCUGCUCCACCCCUACAUCAACGUGUGGUACGACGAGGGCGAGGUCAACGCGCCGGCGCCGGCGUCGUACGACCACUCGGUGGACGAGCGCGAGCACACGGUGGAGCAGUGGAAGCAGCUCAUCUACCAGGAGGUGGUGGAGUACGCCGCGCCGCAGCCGCCGCCGCCGCCGCACCACCCGCCGCCCGACCACCCGCAGCCCGCGCUCACCACAUAGGUUACAACCGAGCUGUCCGCCGAGAUAUAAGCAGCGCGCCGGACGCGCUCUCGAGCGGCGCUCACAUGACACGCCACGCGCACCACGACACGCCACGCGCGCCACGACACGCCACGUGGCAACACACGUGACGCGACACGCGCGCCAUACGACAGUGCAAACUAGGCGUUCGUUUUAUGUUUUGAAUUAGGGUUUCCAAUUAGACAUAGAUUACUGCACUACGAUAGGGGUUUAUUGGUGGUACUGACACCGUCUGUAAAAUGACGUAUAAUUUUAUUUGCCACGGGGAGUCAUCAAAAUAAAUCUUGGACAAUAAUGAUGAUAUUGGCCUAUACGGUUGUGUUAAACAGUUUAAUAAUAACCAACCUUUCAGGUCAGAAAUCAUUUGCCAUGAUGGACAAUCAGGUUAACGUAAACGUGCAAAAUGCAAAACAAAAAUGUUUCAUCAUAGAGUCAAAAUACAUUUUCACUUCACGUGAAAGUAUCGACUCCGAUUCCUAAAGGACAAAAGUUCUGACAAUUCUUCUCAUUCAGUGGGUUAGUUCCACAUUUGGCCGCUACAAUACACCCUAAUCGUAAUGUAGAUGUCUAUGGUACAAAUGCAAAACUAUUCGAAAUAUAAAUACAACAGCCCAUAUAUGCCCCGGGGUUGAUUCCGCGCUAAAUGGCUGGAGUCAUUCGAUCAUUUAGAUUCGUUAGUUGUGUUAUUUUUCCACGUAUAUUCUGGAUGAUUAUGUAUAUAUUUUGGGUAUAUAUGGGUGCGUUGGCUUUGACUCGCUCACUGUCCCGUGUGCAGACGGUGAAUGCGUCAGAGGUAAGCCAGUUCUGCUGCGAUCAACAAUAAAAAAACGACAGUGGGAAUGUUACGUAUACGGCCAAUGUCCAACUGACAAGGGGACUAAGCGUAGGCCAAUCGUAACAAUAUGAAAACUUGAUUUUUUUUUUCAUAAAAUGUCGUUCGCAGCCGACACGGCUAGAGGUAGCUAGCGCAGCCUGCGGUCCUUUCGGUAGUCCGUAGCCGGAGCGCCGGGCCGGGCCGGGUCGGAUCGGUUCGGUGGCGGGUCGGAUCGGGUCGGCGGCGGGUCGGACCGGGUCGGCGGCGGGUCGGUUCCGGUUCCUGUCGGUUCGUUUUGCGUCAAGGAGUGCCUUCGCGAGCCGCGGUUCUGCCCGACGGACUGACUGUAAACGUGUGGGUAUUUUUGUAUCGAAAUGACUCGGAUCGAUUCCCCGAUUGAUCGCGCGAUAUUUUUUACCGUCGGACGUUUCGUUUUAUUUUGUAACGUGUAUUGAAUAUUAUACUGUAAU